AUGAGCCUUAAACGUCGAGCUCACAAUGUUUGCACCGUCGGGACGCAGGCGGGGAUAUUUGACACGCGGCCGGUCGCCGGCUACAUUGUGGACCUGCUCGAGAAAUGUUACGAGAUCCACAAAGUUUUCACGCGCUGUAAGGCGGACCUGGAACGUGGAAGAGAGGUACUCAGUGAACACGAGCAGUCGCUGACAAACCUCCAGUCGGCCCUGGACACGUUCGGCAAUUCCGUGGACGUCCUGGGCGUCCGUGUGUCGCAGGAAAACCUCUCUGUGAUCAAGGUCAACGGCCAGGUUGACGCCCUCAAGCGCGACAUUGAGGAGAAACGUUCCCGACUUCAGCGACGAGGGUCUGAGUUUCACCACUUCGCGUCACGUGCCGACCACAUCCGGGAGCUGCGCGCCGAGAGGGAGCUUCUGCAGAUGCAGCUUCAGCGGGUAAAUGCGGAUAUAGAGGCAAGGUACGAGUCGGCCUUCGAGGCCCAGGAGAAACUGGCCGCCACCGAGGAGUUACGUGAGGCCCGUCAAGCCGACCAGAAACAAUCUCUGGAGGAACUGGCUGCGAAAACCGAGGGGUUCGAAGCCGCUAAGUGGAACCUGUUGGACCCAAACACGCGUACACUGGACAUGCUACCUAUCUACGUAUCGCCUGCCAGAUUCCGAGAGAUGGAGAUGGAGAUAGAACAAAUGAAACAACAUCAAACGUCGCUAACGCGCCGCGUGCAACUGCAGAUGGAUGAGAGGGAGUUUCUCCGGCAAACUGCACGUGAGAUCAUCAGCCGUGUGCAGACGCUCGAAAAACAGGUUCGCAAGGAGACUGGCGACCAUGGCUGGGAAUCGCCCAUGACCCGGGAGCCCAACUGGCUGCCUGACAUGACCACACCUUCUCUCUGGAACAUGACCCCGCCCCUCACUCCCGACCAAGUCACGUGGAUACGCGACCGCAACACUCGCAGACCGUCCGCCACGCUCGUCACCGGAAGUGACGACGAUGUCGAAGAUGACGUUACAUCGGACAGUGUCAUUAUUUUGGAUAUGGCUAACGAGGCUUCAACGAGUGUUUAG
This is a messenger RNA of Mya arenaria, 1065 nucleotides long. Its product is annotated as plectin-like. The transcript is spliced from 8 exons. The record is from RefSeq and is a predicted model, not a curated record. Lineage: Eukaryota; Metazoa; Mollusca; Bivalvia; Myida; Myidae. The coding region runs from base 1 to 1065 and encodes 354 amino acids.